Aethina tumida (small hive beetle) is the source of this 2343-nucleotide messenger RNA. It is a transcript of the gene trus, whose product is annotated as programmed cell death protein 2-like. Gene Ontology annotation, cellular component: cytoplasm. The coding region runs from base 428 to 1690 and encodes 420 amino acids. NCBI's taxonomy places the organism in Eukaryota, Metazoa, Arthropoda, Insecta, Coleoptera, Nitidulidae. The transcript is spliced from 7 exons. The record is from RefSeq and is a predicted model, not a curated record.
CGAUAUGGAAGCUUACGUUACUUGUAAAUAAUUUCUAAAUUCGAAAAAUAUUUAUGUUUUGUAAUUUUACCUCAAAAUUUAACAACAAUGUUAAUUUAACGAUUACCUAUAGCAUACCUGUUACGAAUAAACAAUAAAUAAUUAUUUCAACUAAUUCUACAUUUGAAACGUUCACUAUCAAGUUCAUAACCUAUUAAAAUAUUUUCCGAGAAGAUUUAAUUAAAUAUAAGUUUUAAUAACUAUUUUAGCACAAAUAUCUUCACAUUUUUAAGAUUUUCGAAUUAAAUCGAUAGAACUUUUUAAAACGCAAGCGCAAGUGAAUCGCUUUUGUAGAGCUGUUUAGACAGAAAAUUUGUGUUUUUGGACUUUUGGCAAUAAAUUUGGAAUGUUCAUUUACACACACAAGCAUUAAAUUAGAACCAUUAAAAUGGCAAAACAUCACUCUAAAGUGCUUCUUGGCUUUGAAGACGAAUUAAUCACUGACAAACAUAAAGGGCUGUUAAAUUUUACGGUGAAUAAAAUUGGCGGAAAACCUGAUUUGCCACAGAAUUUUAGUCUGGAUGUUCCGGCGUGUCCUCUUUGUCAAUUACCAAGACCGUUAGUGGUGCAAGUAUAUGCCCCUCUGGAUAAUUCAAACUAUCAUCGAACUUUGUACUUGUUUGCAUGUAUAAAUCCCAAUUGUUGGGUCUCAAGUGAUAGUUGGGUAUGUCUGAGAAUUCAAUCAUUGGAUCAACUUGAUAAAGAGGAUACCAGUACCACUUCCAAGACUGUUUCAACUGAUUGGUGUGCUGAUGCUGAUGACUGGGACGACAAUAAUUCGAAUUUAAGUGAGGAAAAUGGCAAUGUUAUAAGUAAUGUUGAAAAGUUAUCUGAUGAGGACGAGGAAAGUUGCAGUUUGGAAGAUUCCUUGAGAUCUGGCUUUGGGAAUCUCACUGUGGAUGAUAAGAACGCCAACGUUGGUGCUCAAGGCGGUGCAGUGGGGAGAUUACAUUCACCCUCUGCUUCUGCAGAAAUAGAGGGUAAUGAAGGUGAAGUUAUAAGCAUUGACACACCAACAAUACCCCAGCAUGAUCUAACAGCCUUGCUGCAGGAAGUCACUCCACUUCCUCAGGAUUUAUGUCAGAAUGUUCACUCAGAUACAAGAAAAUCUUCCAAUUUGCAAUUCAUUUCUUCAUUUAUGGCGGUUUGGGAAGAAUCCAACAGCUUUUCGUCCUCAAUCAGCGACCGACACGUCAAGGAGCUUCUUCAAGAUUACCAGCAACGCAAUGAUGACACCUUGAGCCUCUCAAGCCCGGAAGGUGGAGGUGGUGGCGCCGCAAAUGAAACCACCCUCGAGAAAUACGAAAAAAGUAAUCCGGCCCAUGGAGACAAAAUGUUUCACAACUUCCUGUCCAAGAUUCAAGCUAAUCCAUCUCAAAUAUUAAGAUAUAGCAGAGACUCUGAUCCCCCGCUUCUCUUGUACCAAAUGCAGGAUACCCCGAAAAAGUGCCAGCAUUGCCAAGGAGAGGUGGUCUUUGAGUUCCAAUUGAUACCGACGUUGAUAUCGAAACUGCGUUUGGUGACAGAUCCUAAGCCGUGUGCCCGCUUAGAAUUCGGCACCGUGUUGGUUUUCACAUGCAAAAAUAGUUGUUGGUCCACUGAUGCCGUCGUAAGAACGGAAGCUGUGAUUAUGCAAAACGAAGUCUACUAAAGUUUUACAUUUUGGCUCCAACAAGGCAUUUUGCUGUAAUGCACUUGAUAUAUAUUUUAUUUGGAAAUGCAAACUGAAUAAGUUUUAUAUUAUGUGUUAUUUCCUUUGCAUGAUCUAAUGACAACCCAGUGUAUCUGCAUUAAAGACAAAUAUUUGUUUAAGUACCUUAUUGGAGUCGGUAAAUGUUAUUAAAAUAUAAUACAGAUCCUUUCAACAAAUAUUUCUAAAAGUAGAAUAAUUCCAAAGAAGGAAAGUUAAUUUUUCAUUUAUUCAACAUCUGCAUAUCUUUUAAAAGAUUGAUUACAUUAUUUCACAUCUAAAGAAUGUCAAUUAAUUAAUAUUUAAUUUUUUAGACUCUAUUGUCCAUAUUUAUAAGAAGGGUAGGUUUAAGCAGCUCUUUUUAAUAACAGACCUAAUCAAUGACAAGUUUUGAUAGUGUAAUAAUACAUACAAUACAUGCAUAGUGUUUCUCAACUUUUUGGAAUAUUUUAAUCUUCCUAUUUUAAGCGCAUAUCCUAUAUACAAGACAAUUUAUAAAAUGUAUGUUGAUAUAGUUUUUUGUCAAAAUCAAAUUAAAAUGAAUAGGAUGGUCGUCCUUUUGAAAUGUAUAUUAUAUUUUGCUGGUUAAAAAAUAAAUACUACAUUUACUUAAG